GCUACUGCUACUCCGGACAAGUAUGAAUUAGAAAGUUAUAAAUCCUUCCAUGGAAAUAAAAAGUAUCAAAAUAAAAUUUUUAGUCGAUCAACUAAGCCGAACUUUUCAUUGCUCGCUUGUUUUAUUGAACUGAUGAUCAUUAAUUACAUCCUUGCUUAAUAUGAUUGAACAUUAUAUGAGGGUGACUAAAAUGUAUGCAAGCGCUGUUGGCAUAUGGCCGCAUCAGAGUCCAGUGCGAAAGAACAUUCUUCGCAUCUACAUUAAUGUUAUGGUUGUUCUAUCGUUAAUAACGCAGAUCAGCAGAGUCGUACUAUACGCAAGUACCGAUUCUUUAGUGGAUCAAAUUCCUUUUUUGGGGGUGGCCGUCGCUACAUUUGUGAAGUAUAGCAAUUAUCAGUUUAACGACGUGAAGUUCAGAAAAUUGUUUGAUAGUAUGUCGAAUGAUUGGCAAAAUAAGAUGACAGAGGACGAGAUGACGAUUAUGCAAAAAUACGGUGAUAGAGGUGUUUUCUUCAUAUUUAUAUAUAUAGUAAAUGCAUACGUAUGCAUUGCGGCAUUCUUACUCCGUCCCCUGGUACCGAAAGCGAUGGAUUUAAUAAUGCCGUUGAACGAAUCGCGACAUCGGAUGGAAAUGUAUCCUGCUUACUACUUUACCGACAAUCCUGACAAGUAUUAUUAUGGAAUCAUCAUAUUCACGACAAUGUGUACGAUAACCGCCAUGAGCGUCUUUGUCGCGUCGGAUACGCUAUUAAUCUACUCGGUGCAACAUGUUUGUGGACUUCUCGCGCUCACUGGAUCUCGUUUCAAGUACAGUUUGGACAGCUUAUAUUCGUUAACAGAUGAUACGAAUGUCGACAACGAGAGGUUGUACAAAAAUGUAUGCGACGCCAUUAAUUCUCAUAAACGAGCUUUUGCAUAUAUCACUGAAAUCGAGAGCGCAUAUGCCAUAAACCUCUUCGUACAAGUCGGCGUAGUAAUUAUAUCUUUCACCAUAACGUUGUUCCAGGGUGUAUCUUUUAUACAAUUUUUGGGUGCCAGAGGCGCACCAAUAGGGUAA
Ceratina calcarata is the source of this 1057-nucleotide messenger RNA. RefSeq lists its product as uncharacterized. The transcript has 7 exons. The record is from RefSeq and is a predicted model, not a curated record. The coding region runs from base 161 to 1057 and encodes 298 amino acids. Gene Ontology annotation, biological process: detection of chemical stimulus involved in sensory perception of smell; sensory perception of smell. NCBI's taxonomy places the organism in Eukaryota, Metazoa, Arthropoda, Insecta, Hymenoptera, Apidae. Gene Ontology annotation, cellular component: plasma membrane. Gene Ontology annotation, molecular function: olfactory receptor activity; odorant binding.